Molecule: messenger RNA, 956 nt
Organism: Chenopodium quinoa (quinoa)
Lineage: Eukaryota; Viridiplantae; Streptophyta; Magnoliopsida; Caryophyllales; Amaranthaceae
Product: MLP-like protein 34
Exons: 2
Coding region: 193-459 (88 amino acids)
Biological process (GO): defense response
Source: RefSeq, a predicted model, not a curated record
GAAAAUGAAUUUACAAAUUGAUCAAAAGGAGUGGUUCAAAGUGACGGAAUAUUUACCGACCUCUUAGCUUUUUUCUAUUAUAUAAGACACCUUUGCUCUUCCUUACCUUCCAUCGAUCGAUCAACUCGACCUUGAGAUAUUAGAAAUUUGUUCAAUCACUAACAGUAUUUUAGUAGUGUUCUAAGGGAAGAAAUGGCUCAGCUUCGAAGUGUUGAAGGCCAAGUUGAGCUCAAGUGUCAUGCUGACAAUUUCUUUGAUGUUUGGGCUGGCAAAGCUCACCUUAUUUCCAAAAUAAGCCCUAACAAAAUUGCCAAAGUUGAGCUUGUUGAGGGCGAGUGGAAUAAGGUUGGUGCUGUCAUUAGCUGGACAUAUCUCAUCGAUGAUAACGGUGAAACUUCAUUAAUUUCCGCCAAGACAAGAGUUGAAGAGCUGAAUUUCAAGAACAGGUCGUUGAGCUAAAAUAUCCUUGACGGAUAUGUCAUGCAAAGUUACUACAAGUCCUUCAAGCCCAAGAUGGAAGUCAUUCCACGGCGAGGGCUGCAUUAUGAAGUGGAGCAUUGAAUAUGAGAAGAUGAACGAGGAUGCUGCUGAACCAAAAAUGCACGUUGCUUUAUCACUCGAGCUUGCAAAAGAAAUCGAUGCUCAUGGUUGCAGCGCUUGAUGAUGAAGAUAAGCCAUUGAAGUUAAUUUUUGUGUGAUUUGAUUAAGAAGAAAUAAUGAUAACAGCUGAGUAUUUAUACAAGAAAGUAAAUAGCAUAAUUUCCUCAACAAAUUAGUAUUAGUUGUAACAAACUAGUGAGCUGGCAAAGUUUGUGUUUGUUAUAGCUGAUUUUCUCUUUACUCUGCUUCUAAACUGUUCUCAACAUAACUAAAAUUUUAAUUCUAAGGUUUAUGCGUGCAAUGUAUAUCAUGCAUUGAUGCAUCUUCGUUGUAUAAAUUAAUGAAGCUAUUUUCAA